CUUUUGGUAGUUGUCAAGCCCAGCCCAAUUCCAGCUUGCUGCACCAAGCCCGCAUUCCAUCGUACCAGCGCUUCGAUCGUCUGUUGGUCACCAGCUUCACCAUUGCCAGCUUUCAUCCCUAGCUUCAACCCAGCCAAGUCGCUUACACAAGUGGUGGCUCGAGCAUAUCUUGACCUCCAGGGAUGGCCUCGCUAUAGGCAUCGGAGUAGAGAGAGACCCCGGGCAACGCCAUAGUACAACCUCAUCAUGGCCACAGUUCGCAUCUGCGUAUGCGGUGAUGAAGGGGCCGGCAAGUCGAGCCUCAUCGCAUCUCUCGUUAAAGACGUUUUCGUGAACAACAAGAUCCAGCCCGUUCUCCCACAGAUUACCAUCCCGCCCAGCAUCGGUACCCCCGAAAAUGUCACUACCACCAUCGUCGAUACCUCGGCCCGUCCGCAAGACCGGACAACCCUUCGGAAGGAAAUCCGCAAGUCCAACGUUAUUCUUUUGGUCUAUUCCGACCAUUAUAGCUAUGAGCGCGUUGCUCUUUUCUGGAUGCCCUAUUUCCGCUCACUAGGCGUCAACGUCCCUGUUGUGUUAUGCGCCAACAAAUCCGACUUGACCGAAAACCCAACCUCUCAGGUUGUGGAGGAGGAGAUGUUGCCUGUCAUGAGCGAAUUCCGCGAGAUUGAUUCGUGUAUACGUGCCAGCGCCCGAGAACACUCAAAUGUCAACGAGACUUUCUUCUUGUGCCAAAAAGCCGUAACACAUCCUAUUGCGCCGCUAUUUGAUUAUAAAGAAGGAUGCCUCAAACCCGCAUGUGUAUUGGCCCUCAAGAGGGUAUUCUAUCUGUGCGAUAAGGACCAAGAUGGCUUUUUGAAUGAUCAGGAGAUUCAGGAUUUCCAGGCCAAAUGCUUCGACAAGCCCUUGUCGCCUGAGGAUCUCGAUAACAUUAAACUAUCCAUUUCCAAGUCGGUCCCUGGCUCCGAGACCGAGAAAGGUGUUAGCAUGGAGGGAUUUUUGCAAUUGAACAAAAUGUAUGCGGAGAAGGGACGCCACGAAACGAUUUGGGUAAUCCUGCGCAAAUAUCAUUACACCGAUAGCUUAAGCUUGGAGGACUCCUUCAUCCACCCCAAGUUGGAUGUCCCAGAAUAUGCUUCGGCUGAGCUCAGUCCCGCAGGAUAUCGCUUUUUUAUGGAUCUUUUCUUGUUGUUCGAUAAAGAUAACGACGGAGGUCUGAACGACCAGGAGCUUGAAGCACUUUUUGCUCCCACCCCAGGACCGCCUCAGUCUUGGGUUGAAGCUUCAUUCCCAUCUUCAACUGUUCGCAACGAAGCUGGCUAUAUCACGUUACAGGGCUGGCUUGCCCAAUGGAGCAUGACCACCUUCCUAGAGCCUAAGACUACAUUAGAAUACCUUGCCUAUUUAGGUUUUGAAACCCCGACUCCCCGGGGCUCCUUAACCUCAGCGUUGAAAGUAACGCGACCGCGCAAGCGAAGGCGACGGCCUGGUAAAGUGGAACGUAAUGUGGUGCUGUGCUACAUCAUCGGCGCGGCCGGAGCUGGCAAAUCGUCUCUCCUAGAUGCCUUCCUCAAUCGACCCUUUGAUGGCCUAUAUCACCCUACUAUCAAGCCUCGCAGGGCCGUGAAUAGUGUCGAACUACCAGGCGGAAAGCAGUGCUAUCUGAUCCUGGAGGAACUCGGCGAGCUAGAGCCUGCUAUUCUGGACAACCAGGCCAAGUUGGAUACUUGCGAUCUUAUUUGCUACACUUAUGACUCGUCAGAUCCAGAUUCUUUUUCGCAUAUAGUUGAGCUCCGAAAGCAAAACCCACGCCUAGAUGACAUGCCUUCGAUAUACACGGCCUUGAAAGCGGACAGGGACAAGACAACACAGCGAUGCGAGCAACAGCCCGACCAGUAUACCUUGGGUCUUAUGAUGGGAACACCAGUUCAUGUCAGUGUUACCUGGAAUAGCAUAGGAGAACUCUUCGUUGCGCUUGCCGAGGCUGCUACAAAUCCGAGCACCGCAUUCCCGAAGAGCGAGGAACCGCCUCCAGAUAGAACAAGCCUCUAUCUUGCGCUCGGAGCGACAACGUGUGCAGCUGUGGCCGCCUUCAUGAUUUGGAGGCGCUCCACUAAUUCUGUCUGACAUCGAAUUCCUCACUCCUCACUACCACUACUUUAAGCGUACUCUACCUCUGGUCUAUGUCUCCUCACACCGCGCGCUUAGAGACAUGGUUUACAACACUCGUCUACAAGUCGUGAGCAUCAGAUAUCUAGGACAUAGUUAUAGCCUUUUACUUGUUUACUUAUGAAUGAUGGAUUCCCA
Messenger RNA from Xylaria bambusicola, 2307 nucleotides. RefSeq names its product mitochondrial Rho GTPase. NCBI's taxonomy places the organism in Eukaryota, Fungi, Ascomycota, Sordariomycetes, Xylariales, Xylariaceae. Bases 247 to 2127 code for a protein of 626 amino acids. Gene Ontology annotation, cellular component: mitochondrial outer membrane. The record is from RefSeq and is a predicted model, not a curated record. The transcript has 2 exons. Gene Ontology annotation, biological process: mitochondrion organization; regulation of mitochondrion organization; small GTPase-mediated signal transduction. Gene Ontology annotation, molecular function: calcium ion binding; GTPase activity; GTP binding.